Messenger RNA from Chara braunii, 3092 nucleotides. NCBI's taxonomy places the organism in Eukaryota, Viridiplantae, Streptophyta, Charophyceae, Charales, Characeae. The record is from the annotation of a GenBank genome assembly.
GGUCGAGGAGGAACCGCGCGUCAUGUCUAUAGACUAUAGACUACAGUAGCUGCUGCUAAGUGUGGCUAACGGUAGCUCCGAGUGGUCUUGCUUAGCAAAGGGGCCCGUCAGUCUCAUAGGCAUCAGCAGCUGCUAACGGUGGCUAACGGUGGACAAGCAUCUGUGGUGAUCUUUCUCGCAUAGAGAAGGGACACCGUGGACCGCCUACUCUCCACUCUUCCCUCGGCCCGUUGGGUUUCUUCUUCUUUCUUUCUUUCUUCUUGAUCUUGUCCUCUGCUUCUUUGUUGUACGACGAACGCGUCGGCCUCUCCUUUGUCUCGUUGGCUUUCUUCUUCCUUCCUUCGUCUUCUUCUUCUUCCUUCCUUCGUCUUCUUCUUCUUCCUUCCUUCCUUCUUGAUCUUGUCCUCUAGUCCUUUGUAGGACGACACUGUCGCCCAGCAGUUAGUGCAUUACGCACACAAGAACACUUAGUUGGAUCAUUUGGAUGUAUUGGGGUCUAAAAGGUUUUAGUUUGAGUACCCCCUUUAGUUUGAGUACCCCCAUAGAGUACUUAGUGAUUACGGCAGGCAGCGGCAACAGUCUCCGCUACCCGUCUCUCUAGACUGUCACUGAGCUACCCCCCAGCCCUCAGCCACGAUGCAUUGGGCGACCACCCUGUCGAUCCUUGUGGCCAUCGCUGCUGCUGCCAUAGUCUACACCCCAAAACCCCUUGGCCAGCAUGCAGCCGCGUCACCGCUGGCGAAAUGGAUCAAGCUUGACGCAUUAGUAGUGGGCAGAGCGAUCAGCUUCGCCCACUUGAUGGCCUUCGCCACAGCAUUUGGGUCCUCUCUCUGGGCUACCUUCAUCGGGGGGGUUAUCGCUUUCAGAUGCUUGCCACGUCAUCAGUUUGGUAUGCUCCAAUCAAAGCUAUUCCCUGCAUACUUCAGGGUUGUUCUCACGUGCGUCUCCGUGUGCUUGAUGGCCCUAGGACUGACGCACCCGUUCACGAAGACAGCCGCUGCUGCAGAGCGCUUACAGUUUUGGAUUCUCUCUGGCUCUGCAGUGGCAACGGCUAUCAAUCUCGUCCUCCUCGAACCGUGGACAACCAAGAUCAUGUUCCAGAGACACAAAAUUGAGCGGGAGGCCGGCCUUGGAGGAGAGGUGGGGCUGUCAAGGAACAGAGAGGAAGCGAAGACAAACCCGGCGCUGGCGGCGAUAAACAAACGAUUCGGCAUUGUACAUGGAUUGUCCUCCAUGUGUAAUGUGGUAUCCUUUGGAGGACUAACAGCUCAUCUGUGGUACCUCGGCAACAGGAUUCAGCUGUGAGAGGCGGGAGAACGGCAGAAGCAGCAAAGCGAAAGGGAGUUAAAAAACAACUUUGAAGAAAUAAUAAAGGGCAGCACUGCCAGUAAGAUAUACAACGCAAUUACCAAUCGGCUGAAGAAGCUAAUGGCACCAAUCUUACGUGCGGUACGUAUGAUAGUUCCAUGCGAACCACUGUGUAUUGGCAGCAGUGACAAAAUUUAGUGUAGGUAAGAGAGGCGAGGCAACGAGCUUCGGCUUUGAUAUGUGGGUAAUAGGCGAAACGGUAGAACCGUAGAAGUCGUAAAGGCGAAAGAUCGUCGAGUGCUGAUCGGUGGGGAGUGAGAAAAGGCAUGAAUCUUCUUGUGUAGCUAUGGUUGUGUCCACCCCCCUGGGUAUAGGCGAAACGGUAGAACCGUAGAAGUCAAAAAGUCGAAAGAUUGUCGAGUGCUGAUCGGUGGGGAGUGAGAAAAGGCGUGAAUCUUCUUGUGUAGCUAUGGUUGUGUAUACCCCCUUGUUAUAUAGAUGGAGAUCUAUGCGCAGGCGGAGCAAGGAUUUCCGCUCGAAGAGAGGUGUGAGAAAUGCAGAACGGCGAGUGUUGGCAUUGAGCAUGGCCAGGUGUCAGGCUUCGCGUUUGGACUCGUAAGAGAGAUUGAUGUUGUGCACAUGUGCGUGUCGUCGCCAAGAGGUCCGUCGCUUCGGAUGGUCACAACCUCGACCAGGCGGUACAUAUGCGUAUCGUCCCUGAGAGGUCUGUUGCUUCACACGUUCUCACUACCUCGAGCAGGUGGGGCGUAAAGAAAGAGAGGUUAUGUACAUGUAUAUUGGCCCUGAAAGGUCCGUUGCUCGUGACUUGUAUGACUUGUAUCUCCGCUACCUCGAGCAGACGGUACGUGUGGGUAUCGUCCCUUGAGGAGGUCCGUUGCUUUGGAUGUUUUACUUCCUCGAGCAGGUGGGACAUAACUCUCAAUGGCACUGGAGGAGGGUACGAGUGCUUGGCCAUAUGACAGACGACCGCCUUUCUUGUGAUUCGAACCAUGGGCGCAGAGCGGCCUUAGAGUUGCUAUCAAUUGCUCAACCAUGCUGUAACUCUGGGAAAGGAGUAGUUUUUUCAGAUCUGGUGGUGCUAGGCUACCGUCUUCCCGCAAACAUAACGAAUAUGUGUUGUAUCCGAGUUUUCAAAAAAAAAAAAAAAAACACGAUGAUUCGGAUAGAACACAUGUGCUUUGUAUUCAGAUAGAAAGCGACAUAUGCCUCGUAUUCAUUUACAACUCGUACGCGUUAUGUUCGGGGGAAGACGGUAGUCGAUGCCAGACUACUGUCUUCACUGGAACAAAACGCACAGUCGUUAUAACUGUAGCUGGGGCAUCUUUCAGUCUAGAUACGGCGAUAAUGACAGGGCAGGGUUCUGUUCAGGUGAAGGCGGUAGUUGUGAUCAGUGAGAGGUGGAGAGAGCUCCGAGGUGCAGAUGAUUAGUGGCAGCAGGCAGGUGGGGAAAAAUUUAGACCUCUGUUUGCCGUCGUCACCCGAACAGAACAGACACGGGGAUAAAUCUUGUGUAUGGGAAAGACAGAUUAGAUGAUAAUGGGCAGGGGAAGAAAGCUCCUAAGGUCUUCACCUGAAUAGAACGCACCGUCAUUAUAGCUGUAUUUUGGGCAAUUUUCACUCUAGAUACAGCAAUAAUGGUCGGGCGUUCUAUCCCAGGGAAGAGGAUAGGUGCAAGUGUGAAUGUGAUCAAUCAAGGGGAGGAGGCUCCUAGGUGUAGGUACGAGGUGUAAACAUGAUAAAGUUGAUAAACAGGAAACCAUGUA